AUGUCCGGCAACACCGUACGAAACACGCCGAGCCGUGGCCAGGCCCGUGGGGCCAUCCCCUUCAACAAUGGCGGCAGCAACAGUCCGGCUCCCACGUCCAGCAUCCCACGACCCGUUCUUGAGCCGCCGCACGGCGGCAGCCAUCCUGGACCGGCCAGUGAUGUUGGAGGCCCCUCAAUCAGCGCCAGCCGGCAGAAGCAGUCAAAGCGCGACGAGGCUAUUCGUCGCAAACUCGAGAGCGACCUGAACAAGAAGAACAAGAAUCCGCAAGGCCGUGCCGGUCGCUCCCGCAAGGCACCGCCCGGCACCGUUCUCGCGCUCAAGCCCAGCCCGGCUCUGCAGAUCAAGCCGAACACGACGGUGGCCGAGGCGGCGCAGCUGAUGGCAGCCAAGCGCGAGGACUGCGUGCUGGUGACGGAUGAUGACGACCGCAUUGCUGGCAUCUUCACGGCCAAGGACCUGGCCUAUCGCGUCGUGGGCGCAGGCACCAAGGCGAACUCGGUGACCAUCGCCGAAAUCAUGACCAAGAACCCGCUGUGCGCGCGUACGGACACCAGCGCCACGGACGCGCUCGACCUGAUGGUGCGCAAGGGCUUCCGCCAUCUUCCGGUCAUGGACGAGAACCAGGACAUCUCGGGCAUUCUCGACAUCACCAAGUGCUUCUACGACGCGAUGGAGAAGCUCGAGCGCGCCUACUCAUCGUCGCGCAAGCUGUACGACGCUCUCGAGGGUGUGCAGUCCGAGCUGGGCACGAGCCAGCCCCAGCAGGUCAUCCAGUACGUUGAGGCGCUGCGGUCCAAGAUGUCGGGCCCCACGCUGGAGACGGUGCUUAACGGCCUGCCACCCACCACCGUCAGCGUCCGCACGUCGGUCAAGGAGGCCGCCCAGCUGAUGAAGGAGAAUCACACGACCGCCGUGCUGGUCCAGGACCAGGGCGCCAUUACCGGCAUCUUCACCAGCAAGGACGUCGUCCUUCGCGUCAUCGCCCCGGGUCUCGACCCGGCCAACUGCAGUGUCGUGCGCGUCAUGACGCCACACCCCGACUUUGCUCCCAUGGACAUGAGCAUCCAGGCUGCGCUGCGCAAGAUGCAUGAUGGCCACUACCUGAAUCUGCCGGUCAUGAACGACGGCGGAGAAAUUGUCGGCAUGGUCGACGUGCUCAAGCUGACGUACGCCACACUCGAACAGAUCAACACAAUGGCCAGCGGCGACUCCGAGGGCCCGGCCUGGAACAAGUUCUGGCUCUCGCUCGACCACGAAACUGAGUCCAUGGUCUCGGGCGAUGGCAGCCACCACCACACCCACAACACGAACCUCGGCUCGCGCAUGAUGUCGCCUGAGCUGAACCGCCACCAGCGUGUCGACAGCGUGGCGCCGGGAGAUUCUGCCUCCCAUGUCGGCAUCGAGUCGCCGACGCGGUCGUUUCUUGCUCCUCCCACGCCGGAGCUGCCGCCCAGCGAGACGCCUUUCCCGUUCAAGUUCAAGACUCCGAGCGGCCGCGUGCACCGUCUGCAGGUGACGGCCACGCAUGGUGUUGCAGUCUUUGUGGACAAUUUGGCUGCCAAGCUUGGUCUCGCGGAGGUGCUUUCUAUCGGCGGCAAGCCCGAUGUGGAGGACGGCAAGAUUCUGGGGUCCGGAUUUGCCAUCAGCUAUCUCGACGACGAGGGCGACAGCGUUUCCAUCACGGCCGACCAGGACCUGCUAGAAGCCAUCUUGCUGGCACGCCAAAGCCACCAAGAGAAGGUCGACCUCUUUGUACACGACCCAGAAAAGCCGCCAAUGGCCUCAACACCGGUCAUCACGUUGGAGCCGGCUCCGAGCAGUAUUCGAGAGCGUCGGCGCGGCGGGCGCAGCACGAUAGACACAUCUGACUCAGAGGAGGAGGACGACCGUAGCCACCACAACAAACGGCGGCAUCACCGUGGCGGCCAUUCACAAUUGGGCGGCCCGGGCGGUGCUUAUGGCGCAGAGGAGCAGCUGAUUGCCGGCGUGCCGAAUGAUCUGCUGCUGCCGGGCGCCAUCGUGUCGUUGGCUGUUGUCAUCCUGGGCGUUUUUACCAUUUCGCGGUUGACCAGAUGA
Grosmannia clavigera kw1407 is the source of this 2079-nucleotide messenger RNA. RefSeq names its product cbs and pb1 domain containing protein. Gene Ontology annotation, molecular function: protein binding. The coding region runs from base 1 to 2079 and encodes 692 amino acids. The record is from RefSeq and is a predicted model, not a curated record. The transcript has 3 exons. Lineage: Eukaryota; Fungi; Ascomycota; Sordariomycetes; Ophiostomatales; Ophiostomataceae.